Molecule: messenger RNA, 327 nt
Organism: Habropoda laboriosa
Lineage: Eukaryota; Metazoa; Arthropoda; Insecta; Hymenoptera; Apidae
Exons: 2
Coding region: 1-327 (108 amino acids)
Source: RefSeq, a predicted model, not a curated record
AUGUUUAGUAAUAAAAAAAAUAAUUUACCACCGAGACCUCAUAUUCCGGAUUCUGAACAUAUGUUAGAGGAUCUCACAAAUGCCUCCAUGGAUGAUAUUGCAUUUAAAAUAAUAAAUAAAGAUGAAAUUUCUGGAGAAAAUUCAAUGAAUGUAACUACUUCUGAUACAUAUCAGAAAGUGAAAAUCUAUUUAAAUACAAAACAACAGUUGAGACAUUUAGAAACUACUCUUGAAAAAAAGGAACAACAAUUAAGGACAGAUAAUGAAGAAAUAAAAAGACUUGCAGAUGACAUUAAAAAACAAGCACAAGCUGCAUUAAUAACAUAA